AUGUACAUCACUCUCUACUUAAUCGUCACCCGCCUCCCCGACAUCCUUAGCACAGGGUGUUCCCCCUUCCCCCUUGUCCCCUCUGUUGCCUCUGCUGCUACUGUUGACUUCCUUCAUGCUGAGGAGGUCGGGGCUGCGUCUGCUCCUAGUGGGAGGCGCCGCAGUGGCAGGGGCAAGGGAGGCCAGGGUAGUGGGGGUGGCAGCGGUGGAGGCGGUGGUGGGGGCUGUGGAGGCGGUGGAGGUGGCGGUGGUGGUGGAGAGAGUGGUGGUAGGAGUGGAGGCGUUGGUGGCGGCAAUGGUGGCGGCAGUGGGAGUGGUGGCGGCGGCAGUGGUGGCGGCAGUGGGAGUGGUGGCGGCGGCAGUGGUGGCGGCAGUGGGAGUGGUGGCGGCGGCAGUGGUGGAGGUCGGGGUGGAGCCGUUCAAUGGGGAGGUUCUGGAGGUGGCCAGAGGCAGUAG
Molecule: messenger RNA, 456 nt
Organism: Closterium sp. NIES-65
Lineage: Eukaryota; Viridiplantae; Streptophyta; Zygnematophyceae; Desmidiales; Closteriaceae
Source: the annotation of a GenBank genome assembly